Messenger RNA from Corylus avellana, 1584 nucleotides. NCBI's taxonomy places the organism in Eukaryota, Viridiplantae, Streptophyta, Magnoliopsida, Fagales, Betulaceae. The record is from RefSeq and is a predicted model, not a curated record.
UAGAGUGAAGCAUUUACUGUUGGGUGAAUUGAAGAUGAAUGAAGGUCAUCUUCCAGUAAGGUAUCUUGGGGUUCCUCUCAUUUCCACUAGAUUGUCUGCAUCAGAUUGUGGGGCUUCGUUGGAUAGAGUUUCAGGGCCCAUUGAUUCUUGGCUGUCUAGGAAUCUUUCCUAUGUAGGUAGGCUCCAAUUAAUGUCCUUUGUUCUGUACAGUUUGUAAGUGUACUGGACUGGAAUUUUUAUUCUCCCUAAGACAAAGGUUUCCUGGAAGGAUUUGUGUUUUCCUAAGAGGGAAAGAGGCUUGAGGUUGAAAAGAUUGGAAGUUUGGAAUCAAACUUCUAUGCUUAGGCAUGUUUGUAGCCUUUUUGCUAGGUUUGGUUCUAUUUGGGUGGCUUGGGUGAAGGAAAACUUGCUAAAAAGAAAGAGUUUCUGGAGUGUUGGUAUCCCCUAAAAUUGUUCUUGGAGCUGGAGGAAGAUUUUAAAGUUGAGGGACAUUACUAAGAGGUUCUUGAAGUUUGAGGAUGGCAAUGGGGAGAAUAUUCAAAUGUGGCGGGAUCCAUGGCAUCCUUUUGGUAUUCUAUUGGAGAUUUUUGGACAGAGGGUGGUUUAUGAUGCUCAGAGCAGUGUGGAGGCUAAACUUUCCUUUAUUAUCCUUAAUGGAGAUUGGUUUUGGAGACCAGCUAGAUCUGAGACCUUAGUUGAAAUUCAAUCUGGGCUUCUUGAAGUAUGUUUAGGUCUUCAUGAUAAGCCUAUAAGGACUGCUUCUAGGAAAGACUGCUAUGUUAGCUCAGAAACUUGGGAGAUUCUUAGAAAGAAGAAGGUGGAGACAGCUUGGUGGAAACUGGCGUGGUCCCCUAUAGCCAUACCCAAGCAAGCUUUCAUUUUAUGGCUUGCUAUGCAGGAUAGGCUCCUCACAGGGGAUUGUUUGCUUAAGUGGGGUUAUAAAGGUGAUGUCAAGUGUCUUUUCUACCAUAGUCAAACUGAAAGUAGAGAUCAUUUGUUCUUUGAAUGCAAUUUUAGCUAUCGAAUUUGGAAGUUUUUUAUGUUUCGAUGCAGAGUGGACAACCCUUUUGUAAUUUGGGAUGAGAUUUUGCAGCUACGAAUCAGCAACUGGGGGAAUAAGGCUCUCAAAGGUCUCAUCUGCCGCCUAGUUUUGGGUUCUGUAAUCUAUAAUCUUUGGUGCACAAGGAAUGAGAUUAAGCACUCUGGCCAGCCUAACACUGAAGAGCAACUUCUAAAGAAAAUUCUUUGGGAAGUGAGGGCUAGAAUAGUUGGGAAGGAAAAAUUUCCUAAGAGAGCGUCUUGUCUUACUGUCUUUGUGGAACCUGCCUACAGAUUUGUUGUUGUAAGCUGUUUCUGUAGGCUAUGUUUUGUGGUCUGUUUGUUGUUAGGGUUGUUCUCUGUGAGGUUUGUUUAUGGUUUUGAGGGGUUUUGAUAUGUUGGUAUUUUUUUGUUGGUUUCUUUUCCUGCAGUUUUGAUGUUACUGCAGCUUUGUGUUUUCUGGUUUAGUUUGGUUGGUUAGGCCUUUGUGAGGUUGUGCUUUAGCCCAUUGGUAGGGCGUAUUUGGUGCUACUUUCGUGUUUUGGU